AUGGGGAACGACGGGUCCAAGCCUUGGCUUGACUUUGACGACCACGUUGAGUACAGCGUCGUUGAUCUCGAGACCAAGUCAAAUGCUAUCAUUGCCAUUGCCUUUCCCAAAUUCUACUUUUAUAAGAGCAAGAGCGAUGGUUUCAGCUGCUCCCUUGGCGACAUUCGCGGCUACGCGCAGCGCAAUCGGGUGUUCUCAUUCGAAACAGGACGUAAUUGCCCCGGUGGCCCGGCAAAGUAUACCGUCCGUGUCAAAGGCCGUGCCAAUAUUCACCAAACCAUGAACGAUAUUAUCAAGGACAACAUGGUUGAGGGCCCGCAACAGCGCUUCGACCCAGCAGAGGAAACGGAGCAGCGUCAACAGAACCUCCGGCGCUCCAUGCGUCGACCGCCAUCUUCGGAAAACACCUAUGAUACUUUGAAUACUGCAGUACCAAUGGCCGGCGCUGCCGGCUCCGCGCCCCGAAGCGGCAGCGGAGAAGUUUACAACACCCUGCAAGGAUCGCGUAGUAACUCAGGGGCUGCGGCCACAGCCACUGCCCCCCUGGGAGGCAACAUUUACAAUCACAUCGAGUCCAUGCAUCCACGUUCGCCGGUUCAGGACUAUGAUCAUCUUCAACAGCCGCCAACCUCUGUCCAAGAGAACACCUACAAUGUUCUCAACCACUCGCGCAGCCCCCAUCCCUCAAUCAGUGCUUCUCCCGAAUACAAUUCGCUCUCCUCCAGCCACAACUCCCCACCACCCGGCAACCUGUACAACACCUUGCAAGCAACCACCACCUCCACGGCCCACUUGCCUGACGAUUACGAACAACUGGAGCAUUACGGCUUUGAUGCUCGGUGA
Messenger RNA from Monosiga brevicollis MX1, 843 nucleotides. RefSeq lists its product as uncharacterized. The transcript is spliced from 4 exons. The record is from RefSeq and is a predicted model, not a curated record. The coding region runs from base 1 to 843 and encodes 280 amino acids. NCBI's taxonomy places the organism in Eukaryota, Choanoflagellata, Craspedida, Salpingoecidae.